Owenia fusiformis is the source of this 2350-nucleotide messenger RNA. NCBI's taxonomy places the organism in Eukaryota, Metazoa, Annelida, Polychaeta, Sabellida, Oweniidae. The record is from the annotation of a GenBank genome assembly.
GUUGACUGAGCUUUGACUCAAAGUUUGAGAAUUGGUAGUGACGAUUUUUGGCAUUCAACCGAAGAUACCUCAAGAAAAGUCAGAGAUUGCCGAAGAUUUGCAUUGCAAACGAAGUUGGCCGAAGGAGUCUUGACAAUGACAAGUGAACCACCAAGCACAAUACCAAAAGGGACAUCUUCCUUAGCAUCUCACAACCCCAACAUAGGGCACAAUACAAACAAACCACACCUGCAACCAAAAGUAUCCCCUGGUAAUCCAGGGCACCAGCAUACUGCAGAGAUGCAGAGUCUUGUCUCUACCCUGGAGAAUGCGAUAAAGAAAGGAGAUACUCUUCUCGCUCAAAAAAUUGUAUCAUUACUUGCUGGUUAUAGACUUAAUUUACAAAUGGAAGUUAAGGAUAAGCAAGGUGUAGAUGAUUUGGAUAAAGAAAUUUGGAUGAAAGUGUACAUUGAAGAUCAGAAAACCACAGUGGGUCCUAAAUCUAUCAAAGUUCAACCUUCAAUGACAAUAAAAGACUUAAAAAACAAAAUAUUCCUUGACUUUGAUUUCCCACCAGCCAUACAGCAAUGGAUAAUAGACAAAAAGAUUACUAAAGAUCAUAUGACACUUGCUGAAUGUGGUGCUAGAAUAGAUGAUUGCACAGUCUUCCUGUAUUUGUUAUCUGCCAAAUCUGUUGGCUUAAAGUGGGAGGCAGCAAGGAAACAAUAUGAAAGGCUUUCUGCAACUGGAAGCAUUGAUGAAGAGGAUCAAGACCCUGGUAAGACACUUCAAGGCCCAAUGAUAUCUCCACCUCCCAUAGCAGCACCCAGGAAGGUUGCUGGUACUCCUGGAGCAGAAGGGGGUCUUCCUGUCAAACCUCAAGUUCUAGCUGGUCAACAACAUAAGCUCGAUAACAUGUUGCAUGAGAUUGUGCAGGGGGCGGGUGCUCUCGUUGGGGCAGUGGGUGGUGCUGAGGGUGGUGCUGUGGGUGGCAUUGAUCCACCUUCUCUAGAGGUUGACCCAAAUCAGGAGGGAUGGGUGUGUGAAGUGUGCACAUACUUUAAUAGACCACUGAGGCCAGGAUGUGAAAUGUGCUCCACUGACAGACCCACAGAUUACAAGGUUCCUACAAACUACCGUCCAACAAGUGAGGAGAAACAAAUUCUGGAGAGUAUGCUGCGAUCAGAUGAACAGACUAAAAUGGCAGAGAUAACAAGACAAGAGAAAAAGCUGCGUGAACAGCAAGAGAAUCUAACCCAGUUACUCUCUACUGAUGAGAGGGACCUAAUAACAAACACAGAAGACUUCGAGUGCCUCAUAUGUUACAAUAUAGUAGAAGAGGGGGAAGGAGUUGUACUGAGGGAAUGCCUUCAUACAUUCUGCAGAGAGUGCCUAGAAGGUAUGAUAGAAGUCAGUGAAGAUGCUGUGAUAACUUGUCCCUUUCAAGACAACGAUUAUGCUUGCAAUGGUGUUCUCCAAGAACGGGAAAUAAAACAGCUUGUGCCUCCAGGAGUCUAUGAAAGACACCUCCAAAGGAGUCUGGCAACAGCUGAAGGCCAAGAGACCCACAGCUUCCACUGCAAAACUGCAGAUUGCAAAGGAUGGUGCAUCUAUGAAGAUGAUGUGAAUUUCUUCAAUUGUCCUGUGUGUGGCAAUCAAAAUUGUCUGACGUGUAAGGCAAUACACAAGGGCAUAAAUUGUAGGCAGUACCAGGAGGAUAUCAGGAUUAGGGCCGCCAAUGACAUAGCAGCCCAACAAACACAGAAAAUGCUACAGGAUAUGAUAACAUCUGGUGAGGCCAUGUACUGCCCUUCCUGCAAGAUUGUAGUCCUGAAGAAAGAUGGAUGUGACUGGAUAAAAUGCUCCAUGUGUAAGACAGAGAUAUGCUGGGUGACUAAAGGCCCUAGAUGGGGACCAGGGGGAUCAGGAGAUAUAAGUGGAGGCUGCAGAUGCAGGGUUGCUGGGCAACAGUGCCAUCCUAAUUGUAAUAAUUGUCACUAGAAUCAACAAGUGAAUUGAUAACAUGAGAGACAGUGAAACCAUGAUUGCUUUCAGGCUGUUUGACUUUUGAAAAAUAAAGAUUUUACAUAUUCAGGACUGCUGCAAUAGAAAUAUUAAACUCCUAUUUGGAAAGUAGAACUGGGGCAAUAUUUGGUGAAAACCCGGAGACUUUAAGGAGCAGGAAAUAAAAAAAUUGACAAUUGUCAAGACUUUGCCAUAUUUUGUGGUCACAGAGGCAUAACUAAUAUAACUUUACUUAAGGAAUAAAGACCGAGAGUCUAUUAUUUAUUCAUCUAGUAAUUGUGAUGUCACAUACUGUAGAUACACUUAAUUUGGCUCCCGUUUUAAUUUGACGGAAAGCAUGGUGGAU